GCCAACCAAAUACUCCAGGCGCCGAUGACCCCAAAAAGCCUCCGGGAGAGGAUCAUCUUGUCAUUACAGUUUAUGGUGCAAUAAUUCUUUCCUCUAAGGAUGAGGGAGCCAUUCAGGUGAAGAGAAUGUUGAGACUCUCAGAUAAGGAUGAACAAGAUGUCACAGAUUUUCAUAAGCUUCAUCCACAUGCUGAGGCCAAAGGAUUUGGUCGGUUGUUUCGAUCACCAACUUUAUUUGAAGAUGUGGCCAAGUCUCUUCUUCUUCGAUUUUGUCCGUGGAAGACAUCUUUGGAUCUUGCAAAGGCUCUUUGUGAUAUACAAUUGAAAAAAGUCAGAAUGUCAAAAAGAAAUAAAGAAAAUAUUGGAGACUUCCCGAGUCCGAGAGAAUUAGCAAGUUUUAGAGAGAAGGAGCUAAAAGACAAAGGUUUUGGAUAUAGAGCAAGGGACUUGAUUAAGUUGGCUAAACAAGUUGUUGAUGAAAAAAUUAAUUUAGAUGGUGUUGAUGAAGGGUUCUACUCCAACUUGAAAAUAAAUGGUGCUGGUCCUUUUACCAUUAAUACUAUCAUGAUGUGUAUUGGACACUAUCAUCAUAUUCCAAUUGAUACUGAAACGUUGCGUCAUAUGAAAGAGUUUCAUGGAUUUAAUAUGGGAAAGCGUAAAAAUGGAUCAAUUAGUGUGGAAACCAAAGCGAAGAUACAAGAAUCUUACAAGAUUUAUCAUCCAUUUGAGUCUUUGGCUUUUUGGUUUGAACUUGUCAACACUUAUGAAACAAAACUUGGCAAGACAUUAGGUGAGUUAUUACCAUCAGAAUAUCAUCAUGCCACCGGAAGCAAGAAAUAUUAAGGAUGUGAUGUGAUGUGUGAUGGAUAUGAUAUUGGAUUGAAAGAAAGAAAAAACUUUCCCUUCUUUUCUCUUCUUUAUUUUGGUUUAAUCCAUGACCAAUGGAUAUUAACUAAUAUUAGAUUUUGAAACUGAUGAUCAUUUAUAUAUAGAUCUGAUAAUUAACUUCCGUUUUGUUUUUGUGCGGACUUCACUAUAUCACAUGAUUUCAACUUGAA
Molecule: messenger RNA, 1057 nt
Organism: Solanum lycopersicum (tomato)
Lineage: Eukaryota; Viridiplantae; Streptophyta; Magnoliopsida; Solanales; Solanaceae
Biological process (GO): base-excision repair; base-excision repair, AP site formation
Cellular component (GO): nucleus
Molecular function (GO): 8-oxo-7,8-dihydroguanine DNA N-glycosylase activity
Source: RefSeq, a predicted model, not a curated record